CGGCUGGACCAUGCUGUACGUCAACCUGGCCUCGUGCCUGAAUUACAUAGCGAGCGUUGUCCACGGCGCUUUCUACCUCCUCCAUUCUUUCUCGUCAACGCUUCCAUGGACCACCUGCAAGAACAACUGGAGCGACGCCAACUGCUUUGAAAAGGACUACAGGAACGUGCCUUGCUUCCGCGUCAACGCUACCUUGGCGCGCAAGUACUCUUCGCACAACUACACCGACAAGGACGCCCUGGCGAUCCACUCGGCGUCGGCUGGCGGCGGCGCCGUAAUGGUGCCCAGCGCCGAGUACGACGCCAUGCACAGCACCUGCGUCAACGGCACGCAGACCUCCACCGAGCAGUUCCUGCUAAAGAAAGUUUUGCGCCUCAGCUCCGGCAUCGAAGAGAUCGGCGACUUGCGCCAGGACAUGCUGCUGCUGAUCAGCCUGUGCUGGCUUGCGGAGUUCCUCAGCAUCAUCAAAGGCAUUCGAAGCUACGCAAAGUUGGCGCUGGGCAUGACGUGGAUGUCGUUCGCCCUGCUGUUCAUCCUGUUCCUCUCGAGCGUAGUGCAGCGCGGCUCCAUGCGAGGAAUGGGCGCCUACUUGCACCCGGACUGGCCCAAGCUCGUAGACCUCGUGACGUGGCGGGCGGCUUCGCAGCAGCUCCUCUUCAGCAUGGGACUGUCUCUGGGCGUGCUCACUUGCCACGGCAGCUACAAGCCCUUCGAGUGGCCGCUCUCAAUGAACAUCGUGCAGCUGAUCGGGGCCGACUUCUGCUUCAGCUUCUUCGCCGGCUGCAUGGUGUUCGCGCUGCACGGGCACGCCACCGUGCUGUACGGCCUGGAGAUCGACGACCUGGUCACUUCGGGGUACCACUACGCCUUCGUCACGUACCCGGAAAGCGUCAAGCACUUCCGCCACCCGGAGCUGUGGUGCAUCGCCUUCUACCUUCUCAUCUGCGUGCUAUCCUUCGACGGCGUGGCGGCGUUCGUGGAGAUCGGAGUGUCGACCUUCAUGGACAUCUACCCGUGGCUCAAGCCGCACCGAUUGCGGUGCACCCUGGCCACAUGCACCGUCAUGUUUAUUCUGUCCCUACCCACGGCCACAGGCGGAGGCCUGUACGUUCUCAACCUGAUCGAUUCCGUCACCUACCUGGACCUGGUGCCGUGGAUCGCGUUGGCCGAAGUCCUUCUGCUAGUCAACGGAUACGGCGCUGUCCGGCUGACUGACGACAUACAGUUCAUGACGGGGCAGACGCCGCCAACCUAUCUGCUCGUCUGCUGGCGAUACUUCUGUCCCGUGGCUCUCUUGGUGAGAAAGCAGACGGAAGACCGAUGA
This is a messenger RNA of Dermacentor silvarum, 1324 nucleotides long. RefSeq names its product sodium- and chloride-dependent creatine transporter 1-like. The transcript is spliced from 10 exons. The coding region runs from base 11 to 1324 and encodes 437 amino acids. Gene Ontology annotation, molecular function: glycine transmembrane transporter activity. Gene Ontology annotation, biological process: sodium ion transmembrane transport. The record is from RefSeq and is a predicted model, not a curated record. Gene Ontology annotation, cellular component: membrane. NCBI's taxonomy places the organism in Eukaryota, Metazoa, Arthropoda, Arachnida, Ixodida, Ixodidae.